Messenger RNA from Prunus avium (sweet cherry), 1661 nucleotides. The record is from RefSeq and is a predicted model, not a curated record. Lineage: Eukaryota; Viridiplantae; Streptophyta; Magnoliopsida; Rosales; Rosaceae.
AUGACUAGUGGUAUCAAGCUCUCUUCUGCCAUGCUCUUCUUCUUGUUCUAUGCUUUUAUGGUGACGGGUGUGCUCUCUCAAGCACACCCAACCCCACCAAUUUCUCUAACCGUAGAUCAGUCCGGCAAUGGUGACUACACUAAAAUACAAGACGCCAUUGAUGCCGUGCCGUCUAACAAUGCCGCUCGUGUGUCUAUUUGGGUUCGACCUGGUGUCUACCAAGAAAAAGUUAAUGUGCCUGUAGACAAACCCUUUAUAACAAUGAGUGGCACAAACACAGAGCAUACCAUAAUAACAUGGAACCAAGCAGGAUGGAUAAAUCAAACCUCAGUCUUCACUGUGUGGGCUUCUGAUUUCAGAGGGCGCCAACUCACAAUUCAGAAUACAUAUGGAACCGGUGACAAAACAGUGGCACUAAGAGUAUCAGGAGACAGAGCAGCAUUCUAUGGGUGCAGAAUUUUGUCUCAUCAAGAUGCCUUGUUCGAUGAGAUUGGCAAGCACUACUACAAAGACUGCUACAUUCAAGGAGACACUGAUUUUAUAUUUGGAAGCGCUGAUUCUUUAUAUGAGAAUUGUCACUUGCAUACACUUUCGGGUCAAAACGGCGCUAUAACGGCCCAACGGCGGACUUCUCCCUUAGAGGAAUCUGGGUUCACCUUUUUGUGGUGCAACAUAACCGGCGUCAAAACGGCACUCCUGGGAAGGCCGUGGGGACCAUAUGCCAGAGUCGUAUUUGCCUACACUCAAAUGUCAAAUGUAAUUCUGCCACAAGGUUGGGACAGUUGGCGGCUAUCACCCUACGACUUAAGUAAGGUUUUCUAUGGGGAAUACAACUGUUUUGGACCGGGAGCCGUGACAACCCAAAGAGUUAAUUGGGCACACAAGCUUACCACCAGAGAAUUUGCACCCUUCAUGGCUCAGGCUAGUGCCCUUCGGCGUACGAUUCUUGGUCGUGACGGAGGAAGAGGGCAACAUGUAGCUCCCACUAUGGUUCGUCCCGGCAGCGGAGGAGGUGGAGGACAGCAACAUGGAGCAUCCGCCACUCCCAUUGGAAGAGAAGGAAACAAAGCGAAGGAGAAUGAGAGAAAUAGACAAGGCGCUCCACCUCGAGCUCUCACUACCACGCCCGCUCCCAUUGGAGGAGAAGCCGCUCCACCUCGAGCUCUCACUGCCCCGCCCCCUCCCAUUGGAGGAGAAGCCGCUCCACCUAUAGUUCUCACUGCCACGCCCCCUCCCAUUGGAGGAGAAGGCACUCCACCUCCAUCUCUCACUGCCAUGCCUCCUCCCAUUGGAGGAGAUGGCACUCCACCUCUAGUUCUCACUGCCACGCCCCCUCCCAUUGGAGGAGAAGGCACUCCACCUCCAUCUCUCACUGCUACGCCUCCUCCCAUUGGAGGAGAAGGCACUCCACCUCCAUCUCUCACUGCCACGCCUCCUCCCAUUGGAGGAGAAGGAGAAGGAGAGGGAAACAAAGAGAAGGAGAAUGGGAGAAAUAGCCCAGAGCAGGCUCCCGCUUCCGCUGCAUGGCUCAUCAUAGAGGGGUCGAAUAAUGAUGUGGAACGGAGUAGUGGUUCUCCUCGAGUGAGUGCAGCCCCUCUAGGUCUUCUUGGGGCCUUUUCUCUUUAUAUUUUUACAAGGUUCUAAUAUUCUAGAUUUGUACA